GUCAAAUAUGACACGGCUAUCUUCACUUCACCGGCAUCCAAGUUUGGCAACUCCAAUGGUACCCUGGUUCCGGAAGGCGAGGCAAGCGAAGGGACGCAGGGAACGGGCAGCUGGGAGAAGUCAGCUAUCUCGGCGCGGUUCUUUCUGAAAUGUCAAUUGCGUACCUGUGGCCGCUUUGCUCGCACAAUCUACCAGGAGGUCUUCCCCUGGCAGGCCUACUCCAACCAGGAUGGCUACCUCGUACCGUCGAAUCCCCCUCCCCCUCCCCCUGCUCCCUCUGGCCCCACGGAGACUUGGACUACUGAUAAGUCUUUGGACGGGGGCUUGGCCCACUCAUCUACGCAGUCAGUGCUGCCUGUUCCAGCCACCGUCAACGAGGUCCGGCUUCCGGGCAUCUGGGGAGACAGUCAGGAGGCAUCCUCAACGGGGAUUCCUGACAGUGGUGCAAUUCCCAGUCAGGCAGCUUCCUUACCUGGGGCACAGGCGACCUUCUCGUCUCCGGUGCAGAGUGCCAUUCGACAUGCCGCGGCCAAUCUCAGUGCGGCAAUCAGUUUUGCCCAGGAUAUGGAACAGUCAAAGCCCCUACAGACCCACAGCAGCCUGGCCGAAUCCCUUCGGGUCACUUCUGAUAUUUUGAGGGAGGUCUCCGAGGAGCUCAUUGCGGUCGCUAGCAACCAAUCCUCCUCAGCGGCACCGGGCUCGGUCAUCGAUCUGGAUCAUCCUACCCCAACGGCGGCUUGGCCUACAGCGCCCACAACGGAGACUUGGUCUAGCAAGCGAAGACGCCAAGAAGAGCCGGGCCCCAGCUCGGAUUUCAGGCAUCGGCCUCUCUCCGAGCUGGACAAACAACGUCAAGAAUCCGUUGCCACGACGCUACAGCUUUAUGCCAAUCCGAAGGAGGCUGGCAUCAAGCUCUUGCUGCCUCCCUUCAUGGACAUCACCGACAACCCCUUCACCCAUUGCCCCACAGAGAGUAUGGCCACGUGCUGCCUGCAUUCCAAGUGGGCCCCCUUCGAAGUCUUUGGUCGGCUACUUGAUGGCCUUCCAUCCAUGCAGGACUCGAGGCACUCCUCUCCUAGCAUUGAUCAGCCGUCGGACUACAAAAGCAUCUUCUUUGGAGCCUACUCACAAGGCCCGCUGGUUGGUCUUCGGGCCCAGACGAGGAGAUACCCCAUGGUCAGCCGCCUAUUGAAUGCCGUGAUCUACACCUUAAGCGGGGCGCACAACCAUUCCACGGUGUUCCGUGCCAGAAAUCGAGCCAUGGGACUACACUCGGAUCCUCACAAUCACAAGGACGUGCCGAACGUUUUGAUCCCCCUCUCCGUCUUCACUGGCGGCCAGCUAUUUGUGGAAGCUGAAGAGGGAGACGUGUGCUUGGAUACACAUAACAGCGUCCGGGGAUCUGUACAUCCUAUCACUCUCCCCUUUUUGGCGUUCGAUGCCCAGAAGAGGCAUUCUAUCCUCCCAUGGUCAGGCUGUCGCCUGAUCCUAGGCUCAUUUCAUAUCAGCGGAUCGGAGAGACUACCGCUGGGUACGCGCAAUGUUCUCCGCUCCUUAGGCUAUCCUCUUCACAGGGACGGCCAAAUAAGCUUGGAGGAGGCGACGUCCAUCACUCCCCCGUCGUGA
This is a messenger RNA of Symbiodinium necroappetens, 1626 nucleotides long. NCBI's taxonomy places the organism in Eukaryota, Dinophyceae, Suessiales, Symbiodiniaceae. The record is from the annotation of a GenBank genome assembly.